Messenger RNA from Onychomys torridus (southern grasshopper mouse), 4559 nucleotides. RefSeq names its product platelet derived growth factor D (gene Pdgfd). NCBI's taxonomy places the organism in Eukaryota, Metazoa, Chordata, Mammalia, Rodentia, Cricetidae. The coding region runs from base 260 to 1426 and encodes 388 amino acids. The record is from RefSeq and is a predicted model, not a curated record. Gene Ontology annotation, biological process: platelet-derived growth factor receptor signaling pathway; positive regulation of ERK1 and ERK2 cascade; positive regulation of cell population proliferation. Gene Ontology annotation, cellular component: membrane. The transcript has 8 exons. Gene Ontology annotation, molecular function: platelet-derived growth factor receptor binding; growth factor activity.
AACCUGUUGUUUGUCCGGUCCCCAUUGAUCUGGUCAGCGCUACAAGGAAGUGCGGCAUCCACACGCGCUUGGAAAGUUCAGCAUGCAGGAAGUUUGGGAAGAGCUGGGCGAGUAGCUGGACAGCAGGGGCAGCGCAGGGCAGUGCAGGCAGCGAAGGCGCUGGGUGGUGUAGCAGAGGUCCACCGGCCCAACCCGGUGGGCUUUAUUUAUUUAUAUAUUUAUUUCUGGAACGAGGCUAUCCCUAGGUCGCUGAUCCCAAAUGCACCGACUCUUCUUCAUCUCCAUUCUUGUGUGUGCGAACUUUUGCAGCUAUCGGGACACUUUUGCGACUCCGCAGAGCGCAUCCAUCAAAGCUUUGCGCAAUGCCAAUCUCAGGAGAGACGAUUGUGAUGUAUACUCAGGAUCAUGUACAAAAGAGACAAACAGAUCAGAGGUGCAUGGUCCUGCUCAGAAAUACUUGUACCGAAGAGAUGAGAACAUCCAGGUGACAGGCAGUGGUCAUGUGCAGAGUCCUCGCUUCCCCAGAAGCUAUCCCCGGAACCUGCUCCUCACAUGGUGGCUCCAUUCUGAGGAGAAAACACGGAUACAACUGGCCUUUGACCAUCAGUUUGGACUAGAGGAAGCAGAAAAUAAUAUCUGCAGGUAUGAUUUUGUGGAAGUUGAAGAUAUCUCUGAAACCAGCACUGUAGUUAGAGGAAGGUGGUGUGGCCACAAGGAAAUCCCUCCAAGGAUAACGUCAAAAACAAACCAAAUUAAAAUCACAUUCAAAUCUGAUGACUACUUUGUGGCAAAACCUGGAUUCAAAAUUUAUUAUUCAUUUGUGGAAGAUUUCCAACCUAAAGCAGCCUUAGAGACCAACUGGGAAUCAGUCACAAGCUCUGUCUCUGAGGUGUCCUAUCACUCUCCAUCAGUAACGGACCCUACACUCACUGCUGAUGCUUUGGACAAAACAAUUGCAGAAUUCGAUACUGUAGAAGAUCUGCUUAAGCACUUCAAUCCAGAGUCUUGGCAAGAUGAUCUGGAAAACUUGUAUCUGGACACUCCUCAUUACAGAGGCAGGUCAUACCAUGACCGGAAGUCCAAAGUGGACCUGGACGGGCUCAACGAUGAUGUCAAGCGUUACAGUUGCACUCCCAGGAAUCACUCGGUCAAUCUCAGGGAGGAGUUAAAGCUGACCAAUGCGGUCUUCUUCCCAAGAUGCCUUCUUGUGCAGCGCUGUGGGGGCAACUGCGGUUGUGGAACUGUCAACUGGAAGUCCUGCACCUGCAGCUCAGGGAAGACGGUGAAAAAGUAUCAUGAGGUAUUAAAGUUUGAGCCUGGCCAUUUCAAGAGAAGGGGCAAAGCUAAGAAUAUGGCUCUCGUAGAUAUCCAGUUGGAUCACCAUGAGCGGUGUGACUGUAUCUGCAGCUCAAGGCCACCUCGAUAAGACAUUGUGUGCAUUUAUAUAUGAAGAAUGAAAAGACCUUUAGGUUAAGACAUGGUAAGGGACCUUUGUCCCACCCUAAGCAAUCAAAGUUGCUUCUCAGCUACAAUUUAGUGAAUACAGGUGGAAAGCUCGCUUUGUUAGUGCCAUGGCAAGAAGAAGCAUAUAUUGUCAACUUCUAUAUCCAUAAACAUAGGAAUUCAUUUAUUAAUAGCAUGUGAAGAUAUGUAUGUACACCCACACACAUGUCUAUCUCUAUGUGUGUAAACAAAUGAAAUACUUUAUUCAGUAUAUUUACUGAAGUCCACCAGAGUCAAAUUAUUUGAUUGUUACUUGAUAAUUUUGCUAAAAUAAGGAAUGUGUCAAACAUAUAAAACAUCUCUUUAAGAAAUUCAGAAUAUAAAUUUCUUUUGAAACAUUGAUUCACAUAUCACGUCUUACUCUCUUAAAGAAAGCAUGUGUCCAUUAAACAGAAGAUGAACCCUCUUAUGUAUAUGUCUUAAUAAUAUGGAAGAAAAUAAAGUUUCUGGGGUUAAAACCAAUUAUUUAACUAUUUUCUACAUGAGAUGCACCACAUACCUACAAAUGUGGACAGUAAUUAUCUUUCUCCAAAAAACCACAAAAGUAAUACAUGGUUGUUAAAAAUCAAAUCAAGUUCUCUUUUAUGUAUUUUGUCCAAGCAAGCUAACCUGUUGAGCACCUUCCUCAAUGAAUUGCUCAGGGAGUGUUGUGAUAGUCCUUCAAGAGUCAAGCAAUAGGUUGCAGCAGAAUUUUCAAUUUUUUCCACUUUCUAAAAUCUGAAGAAAAGCAAGUAUUUUCAGGAAUAGCAUGCCAUUACUCCUGAGCCUUUCAAUAUGGUUUUCACAGGAAAAUGUGGGUGAUAGAAAGUCAGAAAUAAGCAAAUAUUGACAUAACUGGGAACUAAAUGGGCUAUUUGAUAAAGUCCACAUUUGAAAAUAGGUCUAAGUUCUCGGACCUGUGCCAAUCAUUUUCUAUGUUUUGCUUUUGUGUUCCUAUCUUUUCAAUACACACAUGUAGUCAGAUGUCAUGUUAUAUCAAACAAGCCAUUAUGGAAUAUUUAUAGCCUAAAAGCUUUUAUGUAUUAACAAAAUAACUAACUUAUUGAUUUAAUUUAAUUUAACUAAUUUAUUGAUAAAUUCCUAAUCCUAUACUUAAGAUUCUGAAUCAGUGGAAAUUUAGAUAUGAGGUUUCCUAUCCUUUUCAAUCUUCAGACCUUACUCUAUAGAGCCAGCAAUAGUUGGGAGGAACACAUCUGGUCCUGCUUUCCCACUGGAAAGCUUUUUGUAUUGAUUACUAGGAAUGAGAGUCAGUUUUCCUCAGUGGCUCCCCUAUAUCUAUACUAAAGAAACUGAGUCCAGAAACAGGAAGUUAUUCAUCACUCUCCAAAGCAAGAUGCUUAGAAGGGAACAUUAAAGUCAGGUUAGCCUGGGCUGCUCUCAGGGAACCACAUUCUUCUUCCUGCCUUGAGAGUAGAAGAGAAGUGAUUUCUUCUGUGAAUCCAGUGUGACCUGAGCACAGACUGAUUUGGUACAAGAUUUGUGCAUGAUCUGCUUUAGUCCAGUGUCAGAGGAUCAGCUCAAACACACUUUCACUGCUAGGUACGAUGUCUUCCAAUCCAAGUUGCAGCUGUGCUCAGCAGAGCUGUGUUUAUUGUCACAUAUCUUCUAAAGGUUCUGUGCAAUUAUCUAUCAGUUUCUGUUCAAUGAUCAUCAGAAUCAAAUGCUGCAUUGUUCAGUUGUCCAGAAUGACAGAGAACAAUGAGAAAUAGGCCAGGCCUACAGUCAGGAGCCACUUCCCCUCCAUAACCACUUGCAAGUUUCCUAUGAAACAGUGGCUUCCUGUACAAAACCAAAGUAUAGUUUACUGUAGGUACAGGGCAUAGCUCACACCAAAAUGUGAACAUGAAACACCAGAGUGUUCUACCCAAUUUUCAAUAAACCUUCCAGGAUGCAAUAGCGAGUUAAAGCCUUACCCUUAUCUUCCUCUUAUUUACUAGCUGCAGUGUAAACAGACAUAUACACUGAGGCUACUCUCCCCUUCUUGAAUGUUUUAUUAAACUCUCUCCCUUGGUUAUCUGUUACCUAUUCCACAUCCAACAUGUAGCAAAUAAAUCUGUUUCAUUGCCAUCAAAAGACUAAGAAUAAAAAACAAACCACUAUACAAAUUACAUUUCAAAAGAAACUAAUAAAUACACAGCUCUGCCUAGAAUAAUGCCAUUCAUUCAACAUGUUCUUAUAGGGAAGAACACUUUCAUAAGUAGGGGGUUGUUAUGAUUUUUUUUGUCAUUUCAGUAACACGGAGCUUUUCCUCUCACAACAUUUUCGAUAAAAAUAUAAUAUGGCUCUUUUCUUCAUAAAAAAAAAUAAAUACUGCUUUGAACAAAACUACUCCAUUAUUUAGUACUGAAUGCAAUUUUAAAAGGUGUGCAGCAUUACCAAGGCAUUUUAACAAACGCAUCUAUCUGGAAUGACAAGAUGGGUGAUUGCUGAGAGGACUGAGCACCUGCUCCUAGCCCAAAGGCCUCCAUGCUCCCUGCCUCACAGCUGAGGUGGGGGUUGCUCAUUCAUGUCUCUUUGCUAGUGGUCUUGCUUUUUUCUGUUUCCUGCCCAGUCAGCCUGUCAGUGAAUUCUCCUCUGACACUGCCACCUACAAAGGUUCCCAUCCUUUCUCUUCCUUGAGGCCUUAAAUUAAGACCAUCACAGCCUCAACUUCCUUUUCCCCUCCCUUCCAUAUACCUCUUCCUUUCUCUUCCUUGAGGCCUUAAAUUAAGACCAUCACAGCCUCAACUUCCUUUUCUCCUCCCUUCCAUAUACCUCUGGAACAGAUGGUGGGUCACUGCUGCUCACUCCGAGGAACUAUCUGAGGUCUCUCCCCCUGAAGGAGCAUAGACCAUGACCACAAAAAGGGAUCUCUUAUGAUCAAGAACACUUGCUUCCAAGUUAGUCUUUAUUAGCAUCCUGCCAGAGACAGAAUAGCAGCUGCAAAGAUCUGAGGGAAACCUUGCUUCUAGCUUGAUGGCUGUAGAAGUUUAGAGAAUAAGUACGUACAAAAAUGUAUGUGUUAUAUGACAAGAAUCAACUUUAUCAACAGAAAUAUGAGCCAAUGUGUUAGCCAA